Phragmites australis (common reed) is the source of this 672-nucleotide messenger RNA. RefSeq names its product vicilin-like seed storage protein At2g18540. The coding region runs from base 1 to 672 and encodes 223 amino acids. The transcript has 2 exons. NCBI's taxonomy places the organism in Eukaryota, Viridiplantae, Streptophyta, Magnoliopsida, Poales, Poaceae. The record is from RefSeq and is a predicted model, not a curated record.
AUGCGCGCGGUGGCCGAGGAGCAGGAGGCAUUGGAGGAGGUGCGCGACAAAGCUAUUGCCGCACAGGAGGAGGCCAGCCGCUUGGAGCAGGCAUCGCGGCGGCGGACCGCGGAGCUGCUUGCUCGGGAGCGGCUGGUCCGUGCUCGGGAAGAGGCGUUCGGCCAACGCGAGAAAUCUGUGGAGUCUGCCCGGGUAGACUUAGCCUACCGAAGCGAUGAGCUCGAGCGUAGUCACGCCGAAGUCCACCGUCAGGAGGAGGAGGUCGUGAUCCGCGAGACUGACGUUGAGAUCAUGGUGACGGCUCAAGACGCUCGGGAGGAGCAGAACACAAGGCGCGAAGCGGAGGCCGCCUCGACGUCGGUGACCCUUACUGCUCGGGAGGAGCAGGCCACCAAAUGGGAGGUCGAGCUGGCCGCCCGAGAGCGAGCCCUUGCUGCCUUAGCCGAGCAGUUGAACCGGGGACAAGCUAAAGCCCUGGCCACCAGCGGUGUCCCGACCAGCGCAGCCACGAGGGGAGUGGUCGAGGCUGAGGAAAUGGCAGCCCGGGAAGCUGUCCAGGACGUCGCCGUCGAGGUGGCGGCGUGCUUCAUGCGGGAGCCACCGCCAGAACUGAGCAGCGGCAGCAGCAGCGAAGCCUCCUCGCUGCCUUCAGAGCCUGCUGACUUAGAUUAG